UUGACAGGACACCUCCUUAUAUUUUUCUUUCAUCCUUGUCCUUGUUCAUUCUCCUGUUGACAGGAUUUUUCACGGUCAUCAGAGUUUUCUCCUCCCUCUCGUCCUUCCUCCCCCUCCCUCUUCUCCCAUACAAUGGGUGGAAUUCUUCACCUCGUUGAGGACCGUCCGACUCCCAAAAAUGUCUACAAUUGGCGAGUCUAUGUGCUCGCCCUUAUUGCCUCAUGUGGUUCCAACAUGAUUGGAUAUACCAGUGGGUUCAUCGGGACGACAAUUACUCUGCCUUCCUUUGAAGCCGAGUUCGGCUUGGACAAGAUGAGUGAUUCGGCCGUGGAUCUGAUUAGUGAAAAUAUUGUCUCUUUGUUCAUUGCUGGUGCUUUCUUCGGAGCUCUGCUCACCUACGGAAUUUCUCACUUCUUUGGACGCAAAUGGAGUUUGACCAUCUCUUCGGCUGUCUUCAUUCUCGGUUCCGGGUUGCAGAUGGGAGCCAACGGCUCUCGUGGGCUCGGCAUCUUGUACGCUGGCCGUGUCCUUUCCGGUCUCGGCACGGGUGUGGCAUCCAACGUCGUCCCGAUCUACCUGUCAGAGCUGGCUCCUCCGGCCAUCAGAGGCCGACUGGUCGGCUUCUAUGAACUUGGUUGGCAGGUUGGUGGUAUGGUUGGUUUUUGGAUCAACUAUGGUGUUGAACAAACUAUGCCCUCAGACCACCAGCAAUGGGUUAUUCCCUUUGCUGUUCAAUUGAUUCCGUCGGGUAUGCUCUUCCUCGGCUCCCUGUGGAUGAGGGAAUCCCCUCGUUGGCUAUUCCUCAAGGGUCGUCGCGAGCAAGCCAUGAAGAACCUCUGCUGGAUUCGUCAACUCGAUGAAAACGAUAUUUACAUCACCGAGGAGGUGGCUACUGUUGACCAAGCCAUCGAGGAGCAGGUUGCUACUGUUGGUCUGGGCUUCUGGAAGCCCUUCAGGGCUGUCUUCCAGGCGCCUAGCUUGCAGUACCGCCUCUUCCUGGGUUGCAUGCUGUUCUUCUGGCAGAACGCGUCCGGUAUCAACGCCAUCAACUACUACAGCCCGACUAUCUUCGCCAGUCUUGGUGUUACUGGCAACACGAAGGGUAUCCUCAACGGUAUCUUCGGUGUCGUCAAGGCCGUCUUCACCGUUAUCUGGUUGCUCUUCCUGGUUGAUCAAUUCGGACGUCGGAAACUUCUCCUGUGUGGUGCCGUCUGCGGAUCCGCCUGCAUGUACGCUAUUGGUGCCUACAUUUACAUUGUCCGCCCGACGGAACACCCCCAGGACCACCUGAAUGGCGGAGGUAUUGCUGCCAUCUUCUUCUUCUACCUGUGGACUGCUGUCUACACCCCCACCUGGAACGGUACCCCGUGGGUCAUCAACUCGGAAUUCUUCGAUCCCAACAUUCGUCCGCUGUCUCAGGCUUGCACCACGGCCAGUAACUGGCUCUUCAACUUCCUUGUUUCUCGCUUCACCGAGCAGAUGUUCGCUGCGAUGAGCUACGGCGUGUACUUCUUCUUCGCGUCGUUGUCCUUCUUCGCCUGGUUCUUCGCCUUCUUCCUCAUCCCCGAGACCAGUGGUAUCCCACUGGAGGCGGUCGACCAGCUCUUCAAGAUCAAGCCGAUCUGGAGGGCGAACGAGAAACUCAAGGAGCAGCUGAGAGAAGAAGAGGAACGGUUCCGUCACGAGAUGAAGGAUGGAGCGUUCGAGAAGAACGACCCUCAGGAGCAUGUCGAGAGCGCUUAAUUAUUUGGCUUAUUU
Aspergillus neoniger CBS 115656 is the source of this 1758-nucleotide messenger RNA. Its product is annotated as sugar porter family MFS transporter. The record is from RefSeq and is a predicted model, not a curated record. Gene Ontology annotation, molecular function: carbohydrate:proton symporter activity. NCBI's taxonomy places the organism in Eukaryota, Fungi, Ascomycota, Eurotiomycetes, Eurotiales, Aspergillaceae. The coding region runs from base 133 to 1743 and encodes 536 amino acids. Gene Ontology annotation, biological process: transmembrane transport; carbohydrate transport. The transcript has 3 exons. Gene Ontology annotation, cellular component: membrane.